This is a messenger RNA of Triplophysa rosa, 2178 nucleotides long. RefSeq names its product abhydrolase domain containing 5a (gene abhd5a). The record is from RefSeq and is a predicted model, not a curated record. The coding region runs from base 70 to 1269 and encodes 399 amino acids. Gene Ontology annotation, cellular component: lipid droplet. Lineage: Eukaryota; Metazoa; Chordata; Actinopteri; Cypriniformes; Nemacheilidae. Gene Ontology annotation, biological process: positive regulation of triglyceride catabolic process; negative regulation of triglyceride storage. The transcript is spliced from 9 exons.
AAAUGAUUCGCGAAUCAGUUUAAAGAAUCUAACGCCUUGAAUCAGAAGCAAUAACAGCAAACUGGAGUCAUGGCAGAGCAAGUAGUGUCAGCGGACACGGGAUUGGCACAGCGUGUACUGAUGUUUCUCGGUAUUCAUAGUCUCUUCAACAAUGUUUUCAGUUUCUUGGACAAGACAGUGAGGUCAUGGUGGAUAACCAAUUGGCUGCCUUCCUGGUGCCCGACAUCUCAAAGACAACUGAAGGAGGCUGAGGAGAGGAUGCUACAGUACAUCAAAAGCAAGUUCUUCAAACAGUUUGUCCGCAUAUCUGACAACAACAUGUUGUGGACGCUGGUGUUUAAGGGGCCCAUGGAAAGUAAAACACCUCUGGUGCUGCUGCAUGGAUUCGGGGGCGGCGUGGGUCUUUGGGCCCUGAACCUGGACUGUCUCUCUCAGCAGAGGGCCAUUUACGCCCUUGACCUACUGGGCUUUGGCCAGAGCAGCAGACCUCACUUCAGCACAGAUGCCCAAGAGGCUGAGCUCCAGUUUGUGGAGUCCAUUGAACAGUGGAGAGAGACGAUGGGGCUGGAGAGCAUGAUAAUGUUAGGUCAUAACCUAGGAGGAUAUCUGGCUGCCUCCUUCGCUAUCAAAUACCCAACCAGAGUAAAGCAUUUGAUUCUGGUGGAGCCGUGGGGUUUUCCAGAGCGUCCUGACACAGGAGACCAGGACAGACCUAUUCCUGUGUGGAUCAAAGCUCUGGGGGCAAUGCUGAUGCCAUUCAACCCCCUUGCUGGUCUACGUCUGGCAGGACCUUUAGGUCCCACUCUUGUGCAGACUCUGAGACCAGACUUCAGAAAAAAAUUUGCUGCUAUGUUUAAUGACAAUACAGUCACAGAAUACAUCUACCAUCUUAAUGUUCAAUGCCCAAGUGGAGAAACAGCCUUCAAAAACAUGACCAUUCCAUAUGGCUGGGCAAAGAGGCCUAUGCUGCAGAGAAUUGGCCUGAUUCACAGCGACAUCCCCAUUACGGUGAUCUAUGGCUCACGCUCCAGCAUAGAUGGCCACUCAGGCAAUUCAAUCAAAGAAAUGAGGCCAAACUCCCAUGUAGAGAUCAUUGCCAUACGAGGUGCGGGACACUACGUGUAUGCUGACCAGCCAGAGGAUUUUAACCAAAAGCUGAACGUGGCAUUCUGCAGAUCUGCAGUCAGGGAAUGUUCCAGCACAUGUGCUUUUAGGAUGCCAGUAUCAGCUCAACGGGUUGAUUUCUGUUGUAUACUGUAUUUACCCUAGAGCAGGUUAAAAACAACUGGGUUUGGGAACCCAGAUGUGUGUUUUACGCCAUUACCUAAUGUUAUUUAAUGUUUCUAUGCCACAUACAGUAAUUCUGCAUGAUCUUGCAAUUGUGAUUUUAUUAUAAUAUAAAAACAACAAGCAUAUUUUUGAUAUUUGCCACUGGUUGUAAUAUAGUGUGAAUUCAGGAUGGUUGGGACACUUUUUGACAUUGAGUAAAAUGGGGAAAAAUCAUUGAUUCAAUGUGAAACCUACCCUACAUUUUGCAACAAAAUGAUAACAGACCUGAUCAUAUUUAUUUUGUGGCAUUCAGCUUUUUGUGCAUAUUAGCUUAUUUGAAAUUAAACUUAAGUACAAGGAAUGGAUAAUAUAUAGUAAAUAAGAGCUAUACCGCUUGGUAAUUAUACUAUAAUUUAACUUCAAUGAUCUAACUCUGUCAUUUUAAUAUUUAAAAGAAAACACAACAUUAUAGACGGUUUCAGCUGCAACAGCAUAAACAAACUUUAUGCGGCCCAAACUUAACUUCCGGUAGACCUCUGCAAAGAAUCAAUAAUUGUUGAGUAGUUUUAAUACAAUUUAUAUACAAUAAAAUAUUAAUAUAAAUUAAUUGUCAAAUAAAUUGUUAUGUGUCAGACGAAACCGUCUAUAUACGUUUUCUCCAGAAUUUAGUGUUUAUGAAUUCAUAAACAUUUUUCAGGAAUUUGAUGCAGCAUGAAUUAUUUUUAUAGGCUUUGAAGCUUUGUUUGUUGUUUUCUACCUCAUAAAACUGUUAGGAUCAGAAGGGAGGCAGAUAAUAUGCAGCUCACGGUUUUCACUGUAACCUGAAUGACAUGUGGAAGAUUCACAGUUCUUUAAAGGGAUACUUCACCCAUUUACUCACCUUCGAGUUGUUCCAAAUGUGUAUAAAUU